Molecule: messenger RNA, 739 nt
Organism: Helianthus annuus (common sunflower)
Lineage: Eukaryota; Viridiplantae; Streptophyta; Magnoliopsida; Asterales; Asteraceae
Exons: 4
Coding region: 68-739 (223 amino acids)
Source: RefSeq, a predicted model, not a curated record
UAAUUGGCCUGUAGGAACAUUCACAUUUAAAAAGGCGCCUACUACCUUUUGGCCAUCUGUCAUUUCCAUGUUCCGAAGAUACUAUAGCUAUCAACCCGGUGUGUCGGAUGCUCAAGGUGACGCAGUUGUGAAACUGCACGUAUCCCGUACAAUGACUCAGACUCUGUAUGAGGAGAGGAAUCGGGCUAUGAUACGUGCAGAACGAAACAACACAACACUUCAGGAACAGUGCCCAACAUACUUCAACGAAAAUGUGUGGAGGUCGUUCUGUUCUCAUUGGCGCAACAGAUCCUUUAAGAAGAAGUCUGCCAUUAAUGCAGAGAAUAGGAGAAAGCUUCAAGUGGUCCACACAACCGGGGCAAAGCCGUUCUAUAAGUUUAAACAAGAUCUGGAUCAGAAGUACAGUGAGUCUCCUACGGUUGUGCAAUACUGGGAUGAGACACACAAGAGCAAAAACACAGAGGAGUGGGCGUCUGAGAGGGCCCGGUUGAUUGGGAAUCAGAUGCGAGAGAUAUUGGCAACAAAAGAAGCCUCGGGGGAAGCAUCUCAUGAUUGGAAAACUGAAAUUUCAGCAUUAGUCGAAGCCCAAGGAUCGAUCAAGAAAAACAGGGUCCUCGGUCUUCCUCAAGUUCCAGCAAAUUCAGUUAUCCGGGCUCUCCAGGAUAGGCAGAGCCAGAGUGGUGCUGGGAGUUCCAGAUCCGGUUCCGGGAUCCCUGACGAAAGCUUCGACUUUCCUUGA